Molecule: messenger RNA, 1616 nt
Organism: Coregonus clupeaformis (lake whitefish)
Lineage: Eukaryota; Metazoa; Chordata; Actinopteri; Salmoniformes; Salmonidae
Product: carbohydrate sulfotransferase 14-like
Exons: 2
Coding region: 123-1241 (372 amino acids)
Biological process (GO): carbohydrate biosynthetic process; dermatan sulfate proteoglycan metabolic process
Cellular component (GO): membrane
Molecular function (GO): sulfotransferase activity
Source: RefSeq, a predicted model, not a curated record
GCAGGAACAGGAGUAGUUUUGGUAGUAGCAGCCGAUAUUAUGUGUACGUGGUAGUUUAAACUGUUUUCUCCUCAAUAAAUCAACAUAUCAGAUACCCGACGGACAUCAUUCAGAGACCGACGAUGCCUCCGCGAAACCAAGAUUUCGGACUGAAAAAGUCUGGAGGGGCCAGGAGCGGGUCCGUGAUAAACUUCAGACAAACUGUUAACUCCGGCUCUUUACGCCGCAGCUCUGCUGUCUUGCCAUCGGUGCUGACGUUUGCUGUGAUCGUGGCGUCCGGGGGCCUUCUGCUCAUGAUAGAGAAAGGAAUGCUGAAUAGUAUGGAGACACCACCACCUCGGGGAUACAGCAAGAGGUCAGGCUACCUCAGACAAACCCGACAUCUUGAUCCAGCUGUGGACGCAGAAUCCCAGAUUCUCCAGGAGAUCCGUAACCGCACCAUCCGGACCAUGUGUGGUCAGAAGAACAUGCCCCACAGUGUGUGGUCCCUGAGCCCCCUGCAAAGGAAAACCCUGCUGCAGCACAUCCUGGUGAACGACGAGCACCGCUUCCUCUACUGCUAUGUCCCCAAGGUGGCCUGCUCCAACUGGAAGAGGGUUCUGAAGGUCCUGAGUGGGGCUCUAGAGAAUGUGGAUGUCAACAUUAAGAUGAACCACAAGAGUGACCUGCUCUUCCUGUCCUCCCUGAAGCCUGAGGAGAUCCGCUACAGGCUGAAACACUACUUCAAGUUCAUGUUUGUCAGGGAACCUAUGGAACGCCUGCUCUCCGCUUACAGGAACAAGUUUGGGGAGAUCAAGGCAUACCAGGAGAAGUACGGUGCUGAGAUCAUCAGGCGCUACAGAAAGGGCCAUGCCAAGGAUACAGCAGUGGCUGGGGAUGAUGUGACCUUUGCUGAGUUUGUGCGCUAUCUGCUGGAUGAGGAUGUGGACCGCAUGAAUGAGCACUGGAUGCCCAUCUACAACCUGUGCCAGCCAUGUGCCGUGUCCUAUGACUUCAUUGGCUCCUAUGAGCAUCUGGAGAGUGAUGCGGACUAUGUGCUACAACGUAUUAGUGCACCUCCACAUGUCCACUUCCCUGAGAGACAGACGUGGUACAAGCCUGUCACCAAGGAGACGCUGCACUAUUACCUGUGCAGUCUGCCUCAGAAGCUUCUCAGGGAACUCCUGCCCAAGUACAUUCUAGACUUUUCCCUGUUUACUUACCCCCUCCCCAACACAACCACUGAAUACUGCAGACAUUAACUGCAAGAUGGUAUUUUAUACUUGAAAAUUAUUAUUUUUAUACAGUAUCUUGUUACACAUUCGCCAUUUAUUUUUUAUUCCGAGGGAACAAGCAGUAUUUUGAUAUGUUACUUUUUACAUUAGAUUUGUUACAGCAUUGGGAAACAUGAAUGUGUUUGAGUAUAUGCAUAAAACCACAAACUUGAAAGGAAUUGUAUUUUAGAAGGAAAGUGGUAAUGUUACUGAAUCAAAUCAAUUAGUUUCCAUGCAUUCCACUUAAACACUAAGAAAUUACUCAACUGUUACUGUCCAAUUGCUCUAAUAACUGUACAGUCCAUCUGGGCUUCAACUAAACAUUGACCCAACUGUCAGCUAAGUAUUAAAGCCCCGAUAACA